Mugil cephalus (flathead mullet) is the source of this 2303-nucleotide messenger RNA. RefSeq names its product ATPase H+ transporting V1 subunit C2 (gene atp6v1c2). Gene Ontology annotation, biological process: proton transmembrane transport. Gene Ontology annotation, cellular component: lysosomal membrane; vacuolar proton-transporting V-type ATPase, V1 domain. Lineage: Eukaryota; Metazoa; Chordata; Actinopteri; Mugiliformes; Mugilidae. The coding region runs from base 294 to 1484 and encodes 396 amino acids. Gene Ontology annotation, molecular function: proton-transporting ATPase activity, rotational mechanism. The transcript is spliced from 14 exons. The record is from RefSeq and is a predicted model, not a curated record.
GUAACUCUGAGGAAACUGUACAACAAAUACAAAUUUGAAGUACACCCUUUGUUAACUUUUGUGACUCAUGUUUGCUAAGAUGAGCUGGAGUGAUGUCAGAGCUCCUAGUGACAGUAGAGGCCAGUGGACUGGCUGUCCCUCAGUCUCAGGUAGAGCUGCUACCCCAACACUCAGCACUCAGAGGGACUGUUACAGGAUUGGUAUGAGGAUAACCUGAAGGGUCACGGAGUAUUCGAUGUCAAAUUGUGUGAAGGAUUUCUGCCUGGAGGUCUCUAUGUGAGGCAGUGGGAGUCAUGACAGACUUCUGGCUGAUUUCUGUCCCACUGGACAAGACCAGUUUAACCAGUGUAGAGAAGCUCAAGCACACCGUUGCCAAAACCAACCUGGCCUCCUGCUACAAGUUCUCCAUUCCAGAUCUCAAGGUGGGGAUACUGGACAGUCUGCUCAGCGUGUCAGAUGAUCUCUCUGCACUUGACUCGCUGACUGAAAGUGUGAUCAAAAAGACAAACCAGUGUAUGAGGGAAGUGAUGGAGCAGUCCAGUGACAAAGUGCUGGAAAACGCCUUAGUCAAUGGAGACCACAGCAAGACUCAGAGAGCCGCCCUGUCACCCAUGAAAGCUUACCUCAAGUCUCUUAAGGUGGACCUGAUGACUUAUAUGACCAAGUUUCAGUGGGACAAAGCCAAAUAUCCCACUGCUCUGCCCCUCUCCAGCCUGGCAGACAUCAUCAGCAAGGAAGUUUCCCAGGUGGAGACAGAGUUGAAAACCCGUGCUGCCGCAUACAACAGUGUGAAAGCAAACCUGCAAUGCCUUGAGAACAAACUGCAUGGCAAGUUACAAACGUGCAGUCUAAAUGGCAUCGUGAGGAAAGAAGACCUGGUGGUGUCGGAGUACCUCACCACUCUACUGGUAGUGGUGAGAAGGGGGAGCUACGUGCAGUGGGAGAGGACCUAUGAAUCCUUGUCAGAGUUUGUGGUUCCACGGUCAAGCAGGAAGCUGUUCGAGGACAGAGAGGAAGGAGUCUUCUCCGUGACACUUUUCAAAAGAGCCGUGUGUGAAUUCAAAGCCAAAGCCCAAGACAGCAAGUUCAUCGUGCGCGAGUACAGCACUGACCUGGAGGAGAAGAAUCAGCAGGAAAUGAAGCAGCUUGGAAUUGACAAAAAGGAGCAAUAUGGGAUCUUUGUACGUUGGCUGAAGGUGAAUUUCAGUGAGAUGUUCAUCACCUGGAUUCACUUGAAAGCCUUGAGGGUGUUUGUGGAGUCAGUCCUCAGGUACGGGCUACCUUUAAAUUAUCAGCCGCUGCUACUGCAGAGUGACAAGAAGCGCUCCAAGAAGCUCAGAGAGGAGCUCACUUCACUGUUCAUGCAUCUGGACCCUACUGCCAGUAUGAAAGAUGUGAGCUGUGACAUUCCAGGACUCUGUCAGCAGGAGUUCUUCUCCUGCAUCUGCUUCCAGAUCAGCACCAGCAUGUUGGAGGUCAGCUAGCAGUGAGCAACGCGACUGACAAAGCAAAGAGGGCCCAGUCGCACCUCCUGUUCCACCUCCUGUCAGUCAGAGACAGAAACAUAAAGACACUCAUCAAUGAAACGAAACACAUCUAGCAGAAAAUAUAUACAAUUAAUUAUCCCAGUUUUCACUGUUACUCUUAAAUGAGAAAGAACUGACUAUUUUUGGAUGGUGGUGUAAAUAAUCCUGUCAGUGGACGGAUGUGGGUCCCCUUCGUCGUAAUGCCAGCUGCACCACUGUGGACUACAAAUAUGAUGUGCUGAACAUGGAAUUGCGAAAACAGUUUAAAUAUGUUUAAUUUCUGAACUAUAUUUUUGCUCAAAUCAUUUUCAUGUAGACAUCAGCGUACACCUUCAAACCACUAAGUGAACUCUUAAAGUCUGUGCCACUGUGUGGCUGCACCUUGAUUCAACAAAACAGGCCAACUUUGCAUACACCACAUCAGCACCGAUACAACAAAACAACAAUAACUACUUAAUGCUAUAAUUCCCAUUCCACAUUCCACAUUUCUACUGGGUAUAUUUCAUAACUAGCCCUACACUGUCGGUUUAUUUUUGACGUUUGUGGUGAGGUUGUCUAUUUCUGUUACUCCAGGUGUUGCCAAAUCAAUAAGCGACUGAUAUUUUAAGGAUUAGAAUUCUGAGGUGGGAGAAUGAAAGCAGUAUCAGGACCUUUAUAUUGUAAAGUCUAUAAAGUCUACUACGUGAAUGUAUUGUUGCUUAAGUCACAUACUGUUAUCUCUGUUUACAUGUCUUUGGGUUUACUAAACCAUAUAUGUGAUUAAAGAUGCACAAAGUC